UCACAACGGAAGUGUAAAUCCAAAAUGGCCACCCAACCAGGUUCCCCACCACCAGCAACACCUAGAAAGAAGGAAGACUCCUUUCUGGAUAAAAUCGGUACAUUGGGAAGAAAAAAGAAGGCGAAAGAAGUAAGUGAACUCCAAGAAGAAGGAAAACAUGCCAUUGAAUCACCUACCAGUCCAACAUUUACUGACAUUGGACCAGAGGGAUAUAGCAUGGAUGACAAUGAAGAACGAUCUAUGAUCGAACCACAUUCAAGAGAGGAUCCUAAAGUAAAGGGGUUGAUUAAGAUGCUUCUGGAUUGGAUCAAUGAUGUGUUAGCAGAUGAUAGAAUCAUUGUCAAAGACAUUGAGGAAGAUCUGUUUGAUGGACAGAUUCUGCAAAAAUUGAUUGAGAAGCUAGCUGGAAUCAGAGUAAAAGUGCCCGAGGUGACCCAGUCAGAGCAGGCCCAGAAACAGAAGCUAUGGAUUGUACUGGACGUGAUCAAUGAGAGUCUACAGCUGCCUCCUACCUGGAGCCAGUCCAAGUGGAGCAUAGACAGUAUCCACUCUAAGAACCUAGUAGCAAUUUUACACCUGUUGGUGAGUCUAGCUCGUCACUUCAGGGCUCCAAUCAGACUACCAGAAAAUGUCUGCAUCACAUUGAUGGUUGUACAGAAGAGAGAUGGUAGACUGUUCCCAAGACAGGUGACAGAAGAAAUUACAACUAUUAAUGAGGAUAUUGGUGCAAGAUUUGAGCGAGAUGCAUUUGAUACACUGUUUGAUCAUGCACCAGACAAGCUUAAUUUGGUGAAAAAGACUCUGGUUACCUUCGUUAACAAGCAGAUGCUGAAGAUAAAUCUUGAAGUAACUGAUUUGGACCAGCAGUUCCAUGAUGGUGUAUACCUGGUUCUCCUGAUGGGGCUCCUUGAGGGAUACUUUGUACCACUGUAUGACUUCCAUCUUACACCUACUAGCUUUGAAGAAAAGGUUCAUAAUGUCAACUUUGCCUUUGAACUGAUGCAAGAUGGUGGACUUCCGAAGCCCAAAGCACGACCAGAAGAUGUUGUCAACCAAGAUCUGAAAUCAACUCUGCGUGUGCUCUACAACAUCUUCACCAAAUACAAAGGUCAAGCACCAUGACAUGGCAUCGUCACAAAGUCUAUGUGCAAUCAGCUCUAAGAACAACACCACACUGCCAAUUGAACUGUGACCAGCAACGGCAGCAGCAGCAGCCAGUGUUAAACAAUGUACCCUUAUGUAUGCUUAUUCUAUUUAUUUGUGCUCCACAUGGGGCUAUCUACAAAUGUGUUUACAAUGUACUUUAUACAACUUUAUACAAAAAGUUUGUAUUAGAGAUAUAAACUUCACUAAAUCUAGGGUGUUUUUGGCUCAUUAUUGAAUUUUUUUAGUUGAGCCCACAUUACGUCUUAAAAAUAACACACUGAAACUGCAAUUAGCAUGAAAUGUGAAAAGCUACAUCAUAAUUAUGAUUAAAUACGGAUGAUCAUUAUACACCACAUUAUGAUGAUCUAUAUAUUAAUCAGAUUGUGCUAUUAUUUUGUUAUAGUUUGGUAUGUGAUAUAUCCCCUACAAAUCUCAUUUUGAUAACAUAAAACUAUUAAUCAUUUUGCUCUUUGCUGACAGUUUAUUUUAUAUUUUGGAAACUGUACAAUAAUAAAACCUUCCUGACCAAUUGGAAAUAAUCAGCACUUAAAAGAAACAAUUCUCAUACCCUGACUGGUCAUGUUGUCACUGGAUAUUCAUUUCAUGAGUCCCCAUAUACAGAAUCUUGUAUCCAUAACUUCAUACCAUUUUCAUCUCUGGUCUAGGACUAAAUGCAUUCUGAAGAAUAGUGAAUUUUUUCAGAUGGGAAA
Messenger RNA from Pecten maximus, 1856 nucleotides. RefSeq names its product beta-parvin-like. Gene Ontology annotation, molecular function: actin binding. Bases 25 to 1122 code for a protein of 365 amino acids. Gene Ontology annotation, cellular component: cytoplasm; actin cytoskeleton; focal adhesion. Gene Ontology annotation, biological process: establishment or maintenance of cell polarity; cell projection assembly; substrate adhesion-dependent cell spreading. The transcript has 14 exons. NCBI's taxonomy places the organism in Eukaryota, Metazoa, Mollusca, Bivalvia, Pectinida, Pectinidae. The record is from RefSeq and is a predicted model, not a curated record.